Molecule: messenger RNA, 1383 nt
Organism: Frieseomelitta varia
Lineage: Eukaryota; Metazoa; Arthropoda; Insecta; Hymenoptera; Apidae
Exons: 4
Coding region: 287-1300 (337 amino acids)
Molecular function (GO): protein binding
Source: RefSeq, a predicted model, not a curated record
AUCCGGAUAAUCGCAUUACUUAAUGACUAGUUCCUAUCACUGAGAAAAUAAUAUUUCCUGUUUUCGUUACAAACGUACAAGAAGUAAAAUAUUUUGGUAAUUACCAAAAGAGUGUCAAUCGAGACAUUACAAAAAAAAAUAAAAAUUUGAGAAAGUGAAAUAGGUAUAUGAAGAAAUAUAAAUUAUUUUUUUUACCACGCAACUAAAAAAUCUUAAAUAAACUAGCAGAAUUGAAUGCUGUGAAUGACAAAUUUUGUUAAACAACGCGGAUAAAAAUUAUUCUCUCAUGUUUAGCAGCAAAAAGCAAUUAAUAAAACGUACUGGCAAAAACCCUGUCGGUCGUUAUGAUUUCUUAAAACUUUUAGCUACAGAAUUUCAAACUACCAAAUCUAAAGAAGCGAGAGAACAAGUUUUAGCAAAUCUUGCUAAUUUUGCUUACGAUCCUAUCAAUUAUGGAUACAUAAGACAGCUACAAAUAAUUGAUUUGUUUCUUCACACUUUGUCAGAAAACAAUAUAAAGUUAGUACGUUUUGCGGCGGCAGCUAUAUGUAAUCUAUGUGCUGAUCCGAUAAAUAAAUUAUAUAUUUUACGCAACCAAGGCAUCCACCUAUUAACAUCACUACUCUCCUCACAAGAUGAGGAUACAGUACUAUCAGCAAUUACUAGUUUAAUAUUUCUACUUAUCCCUGACUAUAAGAAUGAAGUAACAGCUGAAUUAAUUGAAAAAAUAUCUGGUCUUUCAAAUUGUGAAAAUAAUCGUAUUAAAAACUUAAUAACGAUAUUUCUAAAUGACUGCACUGAUGUAAAGGAUAAAAUUGAAAAUUCUAAGAACUAUGCCAUAAUUUACUUUAGAAGUAAAAUGAAGUCUUCAAAACCAUUUUUUAAAAUGUUAAAAACAUAUGUGCAAAGAUAUUGCACUGGGCCUCCGAAAGUUGGAGAUGAAAUAUCUAUUUUUAAAAAAAUUACAAAAGAUGAUAUAUUAAAUUUUGCUAAAUUAACUGGCGAUUAUAAUCCAAUACAUUUUGAGGCAUCAAAUAACCUUGUUCAUGGUGCUCUACUUAAUGGUUUAGUAUCAGGAGUAAUUGGUACAAAAAUGCCAGGUCCAGGGACCGUGGUAAUUGGUCAAAGUUUCACAUUUCCAGCACCAUGUUAUGCUGGAGAUACAAUAGAAAUAAAAGUACAAAUUAUUUCUGCAAGGAAAAUUAUGAAAUGUGAAUAUAUUUGUAUUGCAAAUGAAAAAAAAAUAGUUUUAAAAGGAAAUGCAACAUUCAUCAAACGAUCAUUAAAUGUCAAAGCAUAAUACAAAUUAUUGUUACAUAUAUUUAUUUGUAUUUUAAAAUUAUAUUCAUAUUAAAAUAAUAAAACAAGUUUUUUUUACACAUA